AUGAGCGAAUCGCCCAUGUGCCUGUUCAUCGCGUGCUCCACGAGAGACAACACGAGCCGAGAGUACAUCUACACGAUCCUGAAGAACCGCCUUCUGGGUAGCCACGUGUGCAUCGACACCAACAUCCUGGACGUCCCGACCAACCUCAAGUUCUGCUCCUUUGACGACCUCCUCAAGUGUGCAGACGAUUUACAAAAGUAUGACAGUUACGCAUAUGGCUGUUUAAAAAAAAUUGAAAAACUUGCAAAAGAGUAUGAUGAAAAUAUAGAGUUAAAAAUUAUAUACCAGAGGCAACACAUUAACAUUGAUCAAUAUAUAAGGCGCUUCAGUUGGGACGAUGCCAAGUACCCACGCAACAGGUCACUAACGGAUACCAUCGACGUGAUGGUUAAUAAUAUUACCAAGCUGUCUGACGAAAUACAUAUAAAGUCAAGUAUGCUAAACGAAUUAAAAGAAAAAAAAAAAAAAGAUAUCCCCAAAACAGAUACGAAUAAUUUUUUUUUAAAAAAUUUAAAUGAAAUUUUGACUCCACAAACAGUUAACCAAAAUGAUUUUAUGGAGACAGAAUAUUUGACCACGUUAAUUGCAUACAUUCCUAAAAAUUCUGUGGAAGAAUGGCUAGCUAGUUAUGAAAAAUUUUCAGAGUAUGUAGUGCCCAGAUCAACAGAACAGUUCAAGGGGUUAGUGGACAAGGAUGGUAAUACAUUGUGGAAGGUUUACGUGUUUAAAAAAUUUGCUGAAAGUUUUAAAGAAGCAGCCAAGUUGAAAAAAUUCGUUGUCAAAUCUUUUAAGUAUGAUGAGAAGAAGUACAAUGAUGUUAUGGAGUCUAGGACAAAAGUGGAAGCGGAAAUUAUACGACAAGAAACUUUCUUACGUAGGAUGUGUUUAGCAGCUUUUUCAGAUGUUUUUAGCGCCUUUAUUCAUAUUAAUAUAUUGAGAGUCUUUUGUGAAUCCGUCCUUCGCUUUGGAGUGCCCCCCAACUUUGCCUCCUUCAGUAUACGCAUCAAUGGGGAAAGUAAAGAGAAAAAAGUGCGAAAAAAGUUGUAUGAUAUAUUUUCCACCACGGACUCGAUUGGAAAAAAUUACAUUAAGAGGUCUGAUGAAAAUGAUGAGGAAAUAUAUCCCUAUGUCUCGGUGUCCUUCAAAAUAUGA
Molecule: messenger RNA, 1152 nt
Organism: Plasmodium fragile
Lineage: Eukaryota; Apicomplexa; Aconoidasida; Haemosporida; Plasmodiidae
Exons: 1
Coding region: 1-1152 (383 amino acids)
Biological process (GO): proton transmembrane transport
Cellular component (GO): vacuolar proton-transporting V-type ATPase, V1 domain
Molecular function (GO): proton-transporting ATPase activity, rotational mechanism
Source: RefSeq, a predicted model, not a curated record